This is a messenger RNA of Rhinichthys klamathensis goyatoka, 3523 nucleotides long. RefSeq names its product diacylglycerol kinase delta. Bases 216 to 3440 code for a protein of 1074 amino acids. The record is from RefSeq and is a predicted model, not a curated record. Lineage: Eukaryota; Metazoa; Chordata; Actinopteri; Cypriniformes; Leuciscidae. Gene Ontology annotation, molecular function: ATP-dependent diacylglycerol kinase activity. The transcript has 29 exons. Gene Ontology annotation, biological process: diacylglycerol metabolic process; intracellular signal transduction; lipid phosphorylation.
GCUAUGCGAGUACGUACACGCGCGUAUGUGCGCGACAGAACAGAUUUGACAGUAUCUAACUGCGCUGCGCGAGAGCCCAGCAAGAGCAACAAGAACACACACACACACACACACAAACACACGAGGGUCAACGGGAGCAGACAACGCACUAUAGAGAGCUGACUUGGCACAAAGGAGGACACAAGUGCAGUGAAAAUCCUGUCCCCUGCACAGUCAUGGCCUCAAAGUUCAAUCCAAAUGUCCUUUAUGUCGGGGAGCCCCGGGAGUCCCUAACUUCUCCGGACCCUCAAGCCGAGGCGGGUGACGAAUCAUCGGACAGUGACGGGGAGCCGGAGGAGACCUCGAACAAACUCAUCAGAAAAGUGUCCACGUCUGGUCAGAUUAGAGCCAAGAAGAGUGUAAAGGAGGGUAUUCUACUCAAACAGACCAGCUCUUUUCAGAGAUGGAAGAGGAGAUAUUUCAAACUGCGAGGCAGGACUCUCUACUAUGCCAAAGAUUCAAAGUCUCUCAUAUUCGAUGAGGUCGACCUCUCAGAUGCCAGCGUGGCCGAGACCAGCACCAAGAACAUCAACAACAGUUUCACAGUUAUUACUCCAUUCCGUAAGCUGAUGUUGUGUGCGGAGAGCAGGAAGGAGAUGGAAGACUGGAUCAGUGCUUUGAAGUCUGUACAGAAAUGGGAGACUUAUGAGGCCAGUCAGUUUAACAUGGAGCACUUUUCCGGGAUGCAUAACUGGUACGCCUGCUCUCACGCCCGGCCCACCUUUUGCAACGUGUGUCGAGAGGCUCUGCCGGGGGUCACCUCUCAUGGUCUUUCUUGUGAAGUGUGUAAAUUCAAAGCCCACAAGCGCUGUGCCGUACGAUCCACAAAUAACUGUAAGUGGACCACUCUGGCGUCCAUAGGAAAUGACAUCAUUGAGGAUGAGGAUGGGGUGUCAAUGCCUCACCAGUGGUUGGAGGGAAACCUGCCGGUUAGUGCUAAGUGUGUGGUGUGCGAUCGAAACUGUGGCAGCGUUCGCCGACUACAGGACUGGCGGUGCCUCUGGUGCAAAGCCAUCGUGCAUAAUAGCUGUAAAGAGCAGUUGGGAAAGGUUUGUCCUCUGGGUCAGUGUAAGGUCUCCAUCAUUCCACCCACUGCACUCAACAGCAUCGACUCUGACGGCUUUUGGAAGGCCACCAUUCCAUCCUGUUCGAGUCCUCUGCUGGUGCUGGUGAACAGUAAGAGUGGUGACAACCAGGGCGUCAAGUUCCUGCGCAGGUUUAGGCAGCUUCUGAACCCGGCGCAGGUCUUUGACCUCAUGAACGGCGGCCCACAGCUGGGGCUUCGCCUCUUCCAGAAGUUUGAGACCUUUCGUAUCCUAGUGUGUGGUGGAGAUGGGAGCGUGGGCUGGGUUCUUUCUGAACUGGACAAACUCAGCCUGCACAAACAGUGCCAGCUGGGCGUGUUACCGCUGGGCACAGGAAAUGACCUGGCACGUGUGCUGGGCUGGGGAGGACUCUGUGAUGAUGAUGCUCAGCUGCUGCAGAUACUGGAGAAACUGGAGAGAGCUACAACAAAGAUGCUGGACAGAUGGAGUGUGAUGACCUAUGAAGUGCCCACCAAACAGACUCCAGCAAUUUUAAAGGAGGAGGACCCAUUAGACUCCCCCCUACAGAUUACACAAUAUGCUGAUUCUGUUGCCACUCACUUGACCAAAAUCCUGGACUCUGACAAACACAGUGACGUUAUAUCAUCUGCUAAGUUUCUUUGUGGAACAGUUAAUGAGUUUGUGGCUGAGGUCGGCAAAGCUUAUGAACGGGCCACAGAGAAUAAAGAGGAGGCCGAUGCUAUGGCAAAAAAGUGUGCCAUGUUGAACGAGAAGCUGGACUCUUUGGUUAAGGCUCUCAGCGAAGACGCCAGUGCCCAGCUGGUACCAGCCGUACCCAUCUCACCAGACGAGAGUGACACUGAUCAGUCCAGACCCUUCAGAUCAAGAGAGCAGCUGAUGCUGAGGGCCAACAGCCUAAAGAAAGCACUCCGACAAAUCAUAGAUCAGGCAGAAAAGGUGGUGGAUGAGCAGAACAGACACACCCAGGUACAGAGAAUGUCAUCCUCCUCAUCAAUCAAAAGAGGCAGCAGUGAGGACCUCAAAGAGGUGGAGCCACGUCAAAACACAUUGAGUCCAACCACUACAACCCCUAUAUUACUGGAGAAGUCAGAGAGCUUCAGCACUGUGCUUUUCUCUGAAGAGUCUGUGCAGUGCACAGAAAAGUGUGUGAUGAAUAACUAUUUUGGCAUCGGGCUGGAUGCCAAAAUAUCUUUGGAGUUCAACAACAAGAGAGAUGAGCACCCAAAAAAGUGCAGUAGUCGCACUAAAAACAUGAUGUGGUAUGGAGUGCUAGGGACCAAAGAACUGGUGCAGAAAACUUACAAGAACCUGGAACAAAGAGUCCAGCUGGAGUGUGAUGGAGUGCCCAUGUCUUUGCCGAGUCUUCAGGGUCUUGCCGUUUUGAACAUCCCCAGCUAUGCAGGAGGCAUUAAUUUCUGGGGUGGCACCAAAGAGGACAAUAAUUAUGGAGCUCCAUCGUUUGAUGAUAAGAAGCUGGAAGUGGUGGCUGUGUUCGGCAGCAUGCAGAUGGCCAUGUCCCGAGUCAUCAACCUACAACAUCACCGCAUCACACAGUGUCGGCAGGUGAAGAUCACCAUCCUGGGUGAUGAAGGCGUACCUGUGCAGGUGGAUGGUGAGGCCUGGAUUCAGCCUCCUGGCAUCGUCCAAAUUGUCCACAAGAACCGAGCCCAGAUGCUCACCAGAGACCGGGCAUUCGAGAGCACGCUGAAAUCGUGGGAAGACAAGCGGAAAGGAGACAGCCGCCCGGCCCGGCCCCGACUGAACUCCCAGCAGUCCAUGGAGUAUCUGACGGAGGAGGAAUGCGCACAGGUUCAGCAGCUUGGCUUAGUGGCAGACUCACUCAUCUACAGGAUCCGGGAAGUGGCAAAGACUCAUAAAGUGGUGGAGCAGGAAUUAGCUCAUUCUGUCAAUGCCAGUGCUGCGGUACUGAGUGAAGCCUUCCCCUCCAAACCCUCCAGCCCUGAGGUUUUGAGUCGCAGCACUGCUGUAGACAUUGUCAACAGCAGUAAAGUUCUCCAGCAAGAGACCAAGAUGCUGCUUGAGGGAAAACUGCUGCAGUUGGAGUCUUCUCAAAAAGAGGAGCUUCUUUCCACAGUGGAUAGUCUCGGCGCUGAGUUACACAAGCUGGAGGACAUUCACUGGAUCUGUCCCAGCAUGCACUGCUCUGAGGAGGACCCGUCCCGUGUGUUGGUGAAAAGCAGUAUGAAGCUGAAAAUCAUGCCCAAGGGCAAGAAAGAGAGAGACAGGCUGCAUAAGCAGCGGUCCAGCAGCUCUCUGUCAGGAUCUUGGGAUAAUAAAGGCGGGGUGUAUGAUGUGGAUCCUGGAGGCAACUGAAGAGCUGAAGUGGUUUGUUGCAGCUCAACUGUGAGGACACGGGAUGCUGCUUUACGCCCAGUGAGGGAGGGCGGGAGAACACC